This is a messenger RNA of Megalops cyprinoides (Indo-Pacific tarpon), 3975 nucleotides long. RefSeq names its product claspin. Bases 1 to 3975 code for a protein of 1324 amino acids. NCBI's taxonomy places the organism in Eukaryota, Metazoa, Chordata, Actinopteri, Elopiformes, Megalopidae. The transcript has 23 exons. Gene Ontology annotation, biological process: activation of protein kinase activity; mitotic G2 DNA damage checkpoint signaling; mitotic DNA replication checkpoint signaling. Gene Ontology annotation, molecular function: anaphase-promoting complex binding. The record is from RefSeq and is a predicted model, not a curated record.
AUGAGCCAGCUUCUCUCCCAACAGCAGGUGGCUGAGGAGGUGCUGGCAGCGGUGCAGACGGCGCAGGCAGCAGAGAGCGACUCGGACAGUGGAAUGGGUUCCCCGCUGGAGGUGGCCGCCGCCGAACAGACCAACGGCAAGGAGAUCGCAGACUCGGAUGACGAUGACGUUGCCGUGAACAGGAAGUCCCGCUGCCGGAAGCCUCUGCGGGACAGCGAUAGCGAGCAAGAGGAGGUGGCAGGGAUGGCCGAGGCCCUCGUCCUGUCAGAAUCCAGCGAGGAGGAGGAGGGUGCGGCAGGGGAUGGGGCGAAGGGCGGCAGUCGUGGGAAGAGGAUCGUCCGUCCCGCUCUGGAUAGCGAAGAAAGUGAGCUGGAGGCGGAGAAGGGCAGAGAGAGGCCGAAAGAAGAGAGGAAGAGGGAGCGGUCUGAGCGCCGCAGGGAGAGGGAGAAGAGGAUGAAGGGUGUGGAUCGAGUGAAGAGAAAGGAGAGACCAGCGGUGACCCCCGUAACCCCUGCCCUCAAUGACAGCGGCUGCCUCCUUGGGGACAGCGAUCUGUUUGACACGGGUCUGGAGGAAGAAGGGGCCGGCCUCGAGGAAGAGGGGGAAGAGUCUCUGGAGGCCAUCAGAGCAGCCGUGAAGCAGAAGGCCAAAAAGCACAGGCCUGUACUGAAUGAAGAUGAGGAGGAGGAGGAGGAGGAAGAGGAGAACAUAGAGAAGCCCAAGCGCAAGGAGAGGAAAGCAGCGGCAGCCAGCAAGGAAGCCAUGAAACAGCUGCACAGUGAGAGUCAGAGGCUGAUCCGGGAGUCCUCUCUAGGUCUGCCCUACCACAUGCCUGAGCCUAAGAGCAUCGACCAGUUCUUCAAGAGGAGAGCAAGACCUGAGGGCCCUGCUAUGGCGCUGCUAAAGUCUUCAAAGUACCAGGACUGUAUUUUAGCAUCAUCCUCUGCUCCUCAAACCGAUGAGAACCAGCCUAAACCAGACCAUCAGUCAGCUGUACCGGACCACUUAUCCUCAGAGGGCAAGCCCGGCGAGGCACACCCGGAGCCUGACACUCCACCCCAGAAUGAAGCAGGCCCGGCACCAACCCAGUCUGUGCAGGAGGAGGGCCCCCUGGGCGUGGACAAGGAGUCAGAACCACCAGGUCCAGAUGCAGAUGGGAGCGAACCCGAACAGAUUGAUGUGACCCAGGAGUCUGGCCCAUCUGAGCAGGACUGUGCAGAUGCCGCUGCACCUACAUGUAAUGAGUCUGGCCUUCCAGAUCAGAGUGAGGCAGCGUCUGAGCCGCUGCCCCAGGAGAGCACAGCUUCAGGGCCAGGGGACUGUGUGCCGCCUGCAGCCCCCUCCCCCUCACGGAGCGGCCCGGCUGCCCCCAAACCCCGGAAGGACCGGCUUGCCCGUCUGCGGGAGCUGGGGCUCGACCCCCCGCCCGUCCCCAAGAUGUGCGCCGACGAGGGCUCCUUCAUCCACCUGGAGCCUCCCCAGUCCAACCCUGCUCUGGAGGCUCUGAAGGAGCGUUUCCUGCGCCACGUGCAGCCUGUGCCCCGGCCCCGAGGAGAGCGCUCCCUGCAGCUCAGUGUUGUGCGUAAGGACAGCGCCCCCUCUGGCCAGGAGGAGCUGCACACCGAUUCAGUCACGGUCACCAUCGCUGAGGGGGAGGAGGAGGCUUCCCACAGCAAGCCAGGUGAGAAGCUGGUGCUGCUGAAGUCCCGUCUGCAGCAGGCCAUGGCACUGCGCAGGCAGGGGGAGCGAGAGCGGAGAGCCGCCCUCCAUCGCCUCGACAACGAGGACUGCGAGGAAGAGGAGGAGGAGGAGGAAGAGAUGACUGAUGAAUCUGAGGGUGAAGAGGAAGAGGGUGUGGACAAGUUGCUGGGAGAGGGUGGGGAUGAGGGUGCGGAAGAGGAAGAGGAAGAUGAAGAAGCUGACGGGAGCGUGGCGGCAGGUCUGAGGAGCCCCUCCCCGCCGGCGCUGAAGGGCCGCUCCCCGCCCCUGGACCUGCUGAACACCGACGGCACCCUGCUGCUGUUCGCCGGCAGCUCCUGCUCCCGCACCGGGGAUGGAGUGAGGAAGCCUGGGGCAGCAGGUCAGGAGUUUGACAGCAAGAUGGAGGAAGACGACUCGCUCACAUUGGCCAAGGACAACAGCCACAACAGCAGCUUCGAGCUGAUUGGCUCCAUGAUCCCGUCCUACCAGCCAUUCGGCCGGGCUGCGGGGAGGGGUGUUUCCGCCAGUGCCUUCCGCUCCCCCUCACCGGGCUUCUACAGGCCCAGCUUCCUGGGCUCUGCCUCCAAGAGCUCAGGGAAGCUGUCGGAGCCCUCGCUCUCCCUCUCCCUCCCUGUGGAGGACUCUCAGGACCUGUACGCGCCCCCCUCGCCCGGUGAAAUGGGGCCCCUGGGUGCGGGCGACUCCCAGGGCCGCUUCUCCCUGGAGGAGGACACCCACUCGCAGCUGCUGGACGCCGACGGCUUCCUGAACGUGGGGCCGCGGGCGGGGCCCCGGCAGUGCCCGCCCCGCUCGCACAAGCGGCAGCUGCUGCUGGACAGCCUGGACGAGAACGCCAUGGACGCCCACAUGGGCGAGCUGCUGGGGCUGUGCUCGGGCGGCUUCGGCAGCGGGCCGGGGGGCGGGGAGGGCGCCCCGCCGGGGGGCACGCAGGAGGGGGCCGUGGGGGAGCUUCUGGGGCUGUGCUCGGGCGCUUUCGGGACGCAGAGCAGCUGCACCCCUCAGGGAGAGGGAGGACAGGGCGUGGCGCUGGGCACGGCGGCUAAGGGACAGUGUGAAGCCAGCUCCGAUGCUGACGUGGACCAGCUCCUCGCGCUCUGCUCUGGAAAGUUCACCAGCCCAGGUGAGUCCUGCUCUAAAUCUGUGUCCAAGUCUGAGUCUGUGAAGGAGAACCAAGAGGAGGAGGAAGAGGAGGAUUCUGAGUUUCACCUCCUGUCAGAUGUGGGGAGUCUGAGCGAACAGGUGAGGGCAGAGCUGUUUGCAGCUGGCAGCGAGGAGGAGGAUGAGGAGGGAGAUGGAGCGAGCGUGGCGGAGGAUGAGGAAGACGAGGAAAGGGAGGCUGUGUUCGGCCGAAAGCGUGGGAAGAAGAUGCACCUGACAGAGUUCGUAGAGUCAGAGGCGGAGCUCUCAGGCAGCGAUCUGGGCAGUGAGGAUGAAGAUGAGGAAGGAGGGAGUGAGUACGAGGAAGAGGAGCUGCAGGAGGAUCUGCCAUCAGAUGAAGAGCUGCAGAACCAGGUCAACAAGAUCCAUAUGAAGCAGAUUCUGGACGAUGACAAACGGCGCCUGCUUCUGUAUCAGGAGCGGUACCUGGCUGACGGAGACCUGCAUUCGGACGGGCCGGGCCGAGCCCGCCGUUUCCGCUGGAAGAACAUCGAUGAUGGCUUUGAGUGGGACAGGGCUGACGGAGAGGGAGAUGAGGAAGAGGAGGAAGAGGAUCUGGACCAGGCAGAGCUCCAGAGGAGGAAGGAGAGGCUGGAGAGGGAGCAGUGGCUCAGAGAGCAGUCAGAGGCCGCAGGCAAGAAGGGUGAAGAAGAUGAGGAUGAGGAGGGGAUCGCAGAGGAGGACAGUCAGUUCAUGAAGCUGGCGAAGAAGCUGACGGCCAAAAAGCUCCAGCAGAGAGACACCCCAGCAGCUCCCCUGCAGGAGAAGAAAGUCCCCUCUCAUAACCCGUUCCAGAGACCAUCACAGCCCGCUGUGGUGAAGAGGGGCUCCCUGCUCAGCCAGCCCCGUGCUGUCCUGCAGAAACUGGCCUCCAUAUCGGAGACAAACCCCUGCGCACCCCGAAACUCCCGCGGCUUCCUCUUUCAGACCCUGUCUCCUGAGAAGGAGGAUGCAGCCAAAGAGCGCCCCAGCCAACAGGUGAAGAGGAGGGGACAGGCGGUGUCCUUGUCUCCUGCUGCUAAGCGGCCGUGUCGCGAGGGUCCUGGGAGACCAGCCGCACCUCAGCGGAGUAUCUUCUGUUACCUGGAGAACUGA